Dalotia coriaria is the source of this 556-nucleotide messenger RNA. It is a transcript of the gene Gpa2, whose product is annotated as thyrostimulin alpha-2 subunit-like. NCBI's taxonomy places the organism in Eukaryota, Metazoa, Arthropoda, Insecta, Coleoptera, Staphylinidae. Gene Ontology annotation, molecular function: hormone receptor binding. The record is from RefSeq and is a predicted model, not a curated record. The transcript has 4 exons. Bases 119 to 487 code for a protein of 122 amino acids. Gene Ontology annotation, biological process: cell surface receptor signaling pathway.
CGCCCCGCGGAGAUUCAAAGAGCAGCGAGCGCCGCACGCACGCACAUAGUGCAAUCGCAGCGAAGGACGACGGCAGGUGAUCGGCGAGCGCAAAACGGCGCGUUCUGAUAUUCUCAGAAUGCUGACUUGGUGGUUUCUCAUCGCAGCCAUCUCGCUCUCCAACGCCUUUCUGUCUACGUCCGUAAACGCCCGCGACACAUGGCAGAAGCCAGGAUGUCAUAAAGUCGGCCACACAAGAAAAAUUAGCAUCCCGGAUUGUGUCGAGUUCCACAUGACGACGAACGCAUGCCGCGGUUAUUGCGAAAGCUGGGCGGUGCCAUCAGGGCCGAAGGCAAGCCCCACGCAGCCGGUGACUUCCGUGGGACAAUGCUGCAACAUUAUGGAUACGGAGCCGGUGGAGGCACGCGUGCUCUGCGUGGAUGGCGUCCGAACUCUGACGUUCAAGAGCGCCACCAGCUGCUCCUGCUAUCACUGCAAGAAGGAUUAAACUACGCAUGCCAUCAAUUGACACUCGAGUAUUGUUGCAGGAAAUUCCCCAGGACAAAACUAACAAAGA